AUGGAGAAUUUGGAGAAAGAAUUCGCUGAUUUCUUUGUUGAAUGUAAAAAGCAAGGAUUUACGCCCACAGAUAUGCUUGCCAUAUGUCAGCCUUUGUUGCAACGUCGCUGCAACAGGUAUUUGGUGAUAGCAUGCGGUGCACUUGCCGCAUUUGGAGCUUUGUAUUUGCUCUACAGUUGGUGUGAAGAGUUUAGUUGGCUUGUCAGCGCUAUUGGACGGCUACUUCUCAUACAACUGUUACCCUACUGGAAUUGGACGCCAUUGUAUAACAGUCGCUGCCUCAUUGAACGUGCGGUGGAUGAUGUGAGCUCUUCAACGCCUGCAACAAAGACAUUGGGUCGUUACGAGACCGAGUCUGGAAAUUGUGUGCUCUGUGAAACACUGGAACGCAUACCAACCGCAUCGAAUAUAACAUUCUCGGCAUUGGAAUCACUGUACCUCGAACGAGGUUGGCCCGUAAUUGUAACCGACUCACAACAGCCACGCACACUUCAAACGAUACUCGAUGAAAUGUACAGAGCAGGAGGUGAUUUUCUAGAAAGCGAACCCUGUGAUGUCGCCACCAAUUUGAUGCUGAAAAAGAUCUUCAAUCUGGAGUUGGCUUUAGCGAAGAUUAAGGAUACUACAGCAGCGAACAGUAAGUGGUUCUUGCAAUUGCGUAAUUGCCAGAGGCAUGCGGUCAAAGCAUCACGACGUUUCGUCACACGCCCUUACUACUACCCGCUACACCUCGAGCCCUUCUACUCCAGCUGGGUGUUAAUGGCACAAAAUUAUGCCAACGAAGCGCUGCGUGAAAUCUAUCUACAAGGUUUGAUAUUCGUGCAACAGUUAAGUGGCUACUUUGAUAUGCGUCUACGCCCAAAGCAACCAUGUCUGGGUCCCUGUCCGGUGGUGAAUAUACGCUUGAGCGCUGGCGAAUGUUUGAUUUUCUCAACGGACUUGUGGACUUUCAGCUAUGGCAAUGAAGUGCUGGAGAGUAAAGUGGCUUCGGUGGCAACAGUGUUGGAAAUCGAUUGGCAGUUGUAAUUUGUGGAUCUUAAAAAUAAAUGCUAUUAACCG
Messenger RNA from Ceratitis capitata (Mediterranean fruit fly), 1059 nucleotides. RefSeq lists its product as uncharacterized. Bases 1 to 1026 code for a protein of 341 amino acids. The record is from RefSeq and is a predicted model, not a curated record. The transcript has 2 exons. NCBI's taxonomy places the organism in Eukaryota, Metazoa, Arthropoda, Insecta, Diptera, Tephritidae.